AUGAAUAUUUCCACCGUUUUACUUCGAUUAUUUCGACCCUUUAUUUACUUAUCUAUUAGUAUACGUUCUAGUUUGUCUAUACUCGCGAGCUAUGCUACUUCUCCAUUGGUUAUUGCAGCCAUAGCCACCCUGGUAAUCUUGAUCAUUUCUCACUUUUAUUGGAGUAGUAGUAGUAGUAGUGGUGAUGAUCAGCAGAAGAAGACUAACGGUAAUAUCGAUGAUGCCACCGGUCCAAAAGCUACAACCAGGCGUAGUAUGAUAGGAGGGAUUCCUGUAUUGCUUGAAAAAUUCAUGAAACCUCAAGCCAAGGAAGAUCUUAUCCAAAUAAAGAUUAAUAAACGAGUCGAUGAUGAUGGCGAACGAUGUGAAUGGAUUAACGCUGUCAUUCGAUGGUUUUAUUUACAAGGACCUGAUGUCAAUCAAUUGAUUCAAGUAUGGCUUGAUGCUUUAAAUUUAGAAUUAGCCAAAUUUAAUCAGAAUUAUGGAUCGGGAUUUAAAACGGUAGAUUGUAACAUUACUUCUACAAUCACACAUAAUAUAUCGUCAAGGAAUAUACUCACUCUUAAGGAAUUGACCUUUACAUUCUUAGCACGCUUUGUUCAAAUUUUUAAUCCAACUGAAUGGAUCAAAUGA
This is a messenger RNA of Trichoplax adhaerens, 633 nucleotides long. RefSeq lists its product as uncharacterized. The record is from RefSeq and is a predicted model, not a curated record. The coding region runs from base 1 to 633 and encodes 210 amino acids. The transcript has 3 exons. Lineage: Eukaryota; Metazoa; Placozoa; Uniplacotomia; Trichoplacea; Trichoplacidae.